Molecule: messenger RNA, 2270 nt
Organism: Melanotaenia boesemani (Boeseman's rainbowfish)
Lineage: Eukaryota; Metazoa; Chordata; Actinopteri; Atheriniformes; Melanotaeniidae
Gene: ehd4
Product: EH-domain containing 4
Exons: 8
Coding region: 246-1886 (546 amino acids)
Biological process (GO): endosomal transport; endocytosis
Cellular component (GO): plasma membrane; cytoplasm
Molecular function (GO): calcium ion binding; GTP binding; protein binding
Source: RefSeq, a predicted model, not a curated record
AGGAAAGAUCGGCGUCACGGGGAAGGGCGGCGCCCGCAGGUAUCCUCAUCAUCAUCAAACUGCACAAACAGCUGCAGACAGAAGCAGCAGUGUUCCCAGCGUUCCCAGAGUCCAGGAGCCGGACACACUCCUCCCUGUCCUCAGCCUCACGGACCGGCCGAGCGGGAAGCAGCGCAAACAUCCGCCACGUUUGGAAACAUCGAAACAGGGAAGUUGGAGCUUCGCUUCGCGCUGCUGUAGGAAGUAUGUUCAGCUGGGUCAAACAGGAGCACGGUGGCCGCAACAAGGAAGGAGAGAUGUACCAGACCGUCACCGAGGGGCUGCAGACCCUCUACACCAAGAAGCUGCUGCCGCUGGAGGAGACGUACCUCUUCCAUGAUUUCCACUCUCCGGCCCUGGAGGGCGCAGACUUCCAGAGCAAACCCAUGGUCCUGCUGGUGGGCCAGUACUCCACUGGGAAGACCACCUUCAUCAGGUAUCUGUUGGAGCAGGAUUUUCCUGGGAUGCGGAUCGGUCCAGAACCGACCACCGACGGCUUCAUUGCAGUGAUGUACGGUGAAAAUGAGGGUGUCGUCCCCGGUAACGCUCUGGUGGUGGACCCCAAGAAACCCUUCAGGAAACUCAACGCGUUUGGAAACUCCUUCCUCAACAGGUUCAUCUGCUCUCAGAUGCCCAAUCAGGUUCUUCAGAGCAUCAGCAUCAUCGACACUCCUGGUAUCCUGUCUGGAGAGAAACAAAGAAUCAGCAGAGGCUAUGACUUUGCGGAAGUCCUGCGCUGGUUCGGGGAGCGGGUGGACCGGAUCAUCCUCCUGUUCGAUGCCCACAAACUGGACAUCUCUGAUGAGUUCUCUGAGGCCAUCAAAGCCUUCAAGGGACAAGACGACAAGAUCCGAGUCGUCCUGAACAAGGCUGACCAGGUGGACACCCAGCAGCUGAUGCGGGUUUAUGGCGCCCUGAUGUGGUCACUGGGGAAGGUGAUCAAUACUCCAGAGGUGGCGAGAGUUUAUCUGGGCUCCUUCUGGGCAAAACCUCUGCAAAACACAGAGAACAGGCGUCUGUUCGAGGCCGAGUCCCAAGACCUCUUCCGGGACAUCCAGAGUCUCCCUCGGAAUGCCGCUCUGCGUAAACUCAACGACCUCAUUAAAAGAGCCAGGUUGGCCAAGGUGCAUGCUUACAUCAUCAGCUACCUGAAGAAGGAGAUGCCGUCGCUUUUUGGACGAGAGAAGAAGAAGGAAGAGCUGAUCAUGAGACUGCCAGAGAUCUACGUCAUCCUGCAGAGAGAGCACCACAUCAGCCCCGGAGACUUCCCCAACGUCACCAAGAUGCAGGAAAUGCUGCAGCACUGUGAUUUCAGUAAGUUCCCAUCUCUGAAGGUGAAACUGAUCGAGUCGGUGGACAAGAUGCUGGCCACGAAGAUCGCUGUUCUGAUGGCGAUGAUCCGGGAGGAGGAGUCCAAUCAACCCCCGGCCAUGGUGUCGGGCGGCGCCUUCGAGGGCUCCCAGGACGGGCCCUUCGGUCAGGGCUACGGCGAGGGCAUCAGCGCUGGGGCCGACACCGAGGACUGGAUCGUCAGCCGGGACAAGCACCGUUACGACGAGAUCUUCUACACGCUCAUGCCCAUCAACGGCAAGAUCACGGGCGUCAACGCCAAGAAGGAGAUGAUGAAUUCUCGGCUACCAAACACGGUGUUAGGAAAGAUCUGGAAACUGGCUGACUGCGACCGGGACGGCAUGCUGGAUGACGAGGAGUUCGCCCUCGCUCAGCACCUCAUCAAGGUCAAGCUGGAGGGCUACGAGCUGCCCACCGAGCUGCCCGCUCACCUCGUGCCUCCAGCCCACCGUAAAAACGAUACGGCGGACGCCCUGUACAACCACACCGAAGACUAGACGGACCCAGGACUGAAGAGGAAAACCUCGCUCAAGAUCAGAUUAAACCGACUAAGACACCACAGAAGAGAAGGGACUCAGUCUGGUGUCGUCUGGAAACGUUUAAACUCGUCUAAACUCUGUCCUGCCUUCACUUUUCUGUUCACGUUUGUAUGAACUUCCACAAACUGAAGAGCCGUUUUUAUCCUGAAGGUUUCACCGGCUUCUUUUACACAGAAAAUCAUCAUCAUCAUCAGUCAGAAAACUUGCCAAAGAAGACGGAUGUUUAUUUCCUUUGCUCCUCCUCCUGCUGUCCUAACCUCUGACAGAAAUUCACUUUAACCUGUAAUGAUGAUUAAAAGUCAGAUUUAGUGGAAGCUUAAUAAAACCAGCAACUUUCUUUGA